AUGAAUGACUCUUUGCUGAUCCGCUUCAGCUUUGACAUUGAGAUGCGGUACUCAUCGCCGCUGGAAAUUGCGUACGCAAUUACUACUCUGGCUUCAAUGACCGCUCAAAGGCACAAGAUCCGACACCCACCUGGAUCAGUAGGCUCUUCUCCCGCCUUCUCGAACUCUCUUGACCGUAGCUUGGAUAGAUCAUAUACGAAGUUCAUUCUUGGAAGCAGUUCAACACAUCUUGGGCGCACCUACCAGACUUCUAUGCUGGUGCUCCGUCUCCUGCUGUCUAGCUACGCUCCCGCCCUCACAGACAGGACGCUCAAAGCAUGCGGACUAGCAUUGUCACUUGGAGUGUAUGCCCAGGUAUCAGGGUCCAUUACGCUGCAACUGCUGCACUUCAUCUUCGGACUUCUACAUAGAUUAGUCCUUCUUCCAAUACAUCAGUUACAUCAAGUUUGUCUCUCCACUAGCACAUGGCCCAGACUCUUGUCGCAGCAGAGAGGUCUUCUGCGACUUCCGUUGCAACGUUUCUGUGCUUCCAGUCCAGCUCGAGGUCUUGUCUGGUCUCGAGAACAUCUGCUGAACAUCAAACGAAGCUGUGAGUUGGAUCACAGGAAGUCUCGGCAAAUUCUGGAAGCAGCCGUAGUGAAGCAGAUUCGUAUGGCAGCCACACCAAACCCAGCUUCAGCUGCCAGCGCAAGGACAAAAGCGACCUUCUAUCCAAACUUCAGCUUCUUCUCAACAUCAAACACAAUCCGGCCCCUCCACAGCACCAAGCACUGCUCAACUACCCAUCAAGAACCUUCGACCCCAGAAGCAGCCAACAUGUCUGCCAUCAAUCUCGCGCCGCGUGAGCACCAGAUGUUGCUUGCCAUUGGCAAGUAUAUCAACACCUCUGCCGUACGUCACGCCUCAAUGUCAUUUACCUCCGUCGACUGGGAGGCACUCGCCCGUGACCUAGAGUACAAGACCGCCAAAGCCGCCCGCGACAAGUGGUACCCGCUGCGUGACAAGCUGUUCGGCAAGCAAGCAGCCGGCGGCGGCACGAAUGGUGCUUCCACUCCGGGCAGCAAGAAGAAGGCUACGCCCACCUCCCGCAAGCGCAAGAACUCGUACGCUGACAUGAAGAUAGCCGACGACGACGCUACGCCGAGUAAGAAGAAGACUCCGAAGAAGGCGUCCAAGAACCAGCCCGAGUUCGACGAGGACGACGACGAGGAGAAGGGGAAGCACGCAGUCGUUAAGCCAGAGCCUGGUAGCGAUGAGGAUGAGGAUGGCCUCGAACUCCCGACAUUAUAA
Pseudocercospora fijiensis CIRAD86 is the source of this 1290-nucleotide messenger RNA. RefSeq lists its product as uncharacterized. The transcript has 11 exons. Lineage: Eukaryota; Fungi; Ascomycota; Dothideomycetes; Mycosphaerellales; Mycosphaerellaceae. The record is from RefSeq and is a predicted model, not a curated record. Bases 1 to 1290 code for a protein of 429 amino acids.